Clarias gariepinus (North African catfish) is the source of this 3743-nucleotide messenger RNA. RefSeq names its product T-cell leukemia homeobox protein 3-like. Lineage: Eukaryota; Metazoa; Chordata; Actinopteri; Siluriformes; Clariidae. The record is from RefSeq and is a predicted model, not a curated record. Gene Ontology annotation, biological process: animal organ development; regulation of transcription by RNA polymerase II. Bases 167 to 994 code for a protein of 275 amino acids. Gene Ontology annotation, molecular function: DNA-binding transcription factor activity, RNA polymerase II-specific; RNA polymerase II cis-regulatory region sequence-specific DNA binding. Gene Ontology annotation, cellular component: nucleus. The transcript is spliced from 3 exons.
UACAGAUGUGACGGAAUAUGUCGGAAUUUCAGAAACAGAACCGAAAGAAAAGCACAAGAGAAAAGAAAAUGGACAAAGAGACUCAGAAACUGAUUUUAUCUGCGUUGCGUUUUGCGUGAUUUGCGUUUAUUUCCUCUACCCCCGCUCGGGCUGUAAACGGGGAAUAAUGGAAAGCGAACAAAGUCCGAGACCGGAGCAGUCGUCUAAACCGAGUCAUGAGCCCAUCCGUUUCGGUAUAGACCGAAUCCUUGGUUCCUCUGACCGACAGCAUGGCUCUGAAAGCAGCACGGACAACCUAACCGGGACCACCACUACAUUUACUGCCCUCGUCGCCCCACUCUCUGCUUUUCCUGGCUCUUUGGAGGACCCAAGCGAGUUCGUGGCGAACAGAACUCUGGGACACCGCGGGGUUAUCCGGGUCCCGGCGCACAGACCGCUUGGAGCCGCCAUAGCGCCGCCUGUGGUGAGCGCAGCUCCAAGUUUCGGGCCACUUUGCUUCCCCUGGGUGGAUAAUCACCGCAGAUUCACCAAAGACAGACUGCCAGCUCUACUGGCGCUGCCCAUAACUCGACGCAUUGGUCACCCGUACCAGAACCGCACACCGCCUAAGCGGAAAAAGCCGCGCACGUCGUUUUCCCGCGUGCAGAUCUGUGAGCUCGAGAAGCGCUUUCACCGGCAGAAGUACUUGGCCAGUGCUGAGCGCGCGGCUCUCGCCAAGACUCUUAAAAUGACCGACGCUCAGGUCAAAACCUGGUUCCAGAACCGAAGAACCAAAUGGAGGCGACAGACAGCUGAGGAGAGAGAGGCCGAGCGCCAGCAGGCUAAUCGAAUGCUACUGCAGCUGCAGGCUGAUGCCCUCCAGAAGUCCAUCAGUGAGUCAGUGCCAGUAGAUCCUCUGUGUGUGCACAACUCUUCACUGUAUGCCCUGCAGAACCUGCAGCCAUGGGCUCAAGAUAAAGCAGGCAAAAUGGCCACCACUACUUCUCUGGCCUAAAUUAAUACUUAUUUUCACGAGGAGAGACCCAUGAGGAGUAACUGCCAUUGUGCAACAACUAAACAACAGAGAAUAUGUUAUAUAAAAAAUAGGAUUGGCUUUAUGAUCUUGGUGUUAUGUUGGGUUGAUGACAUUGAAAUGAACUAAUUUGAAGAACAGCACAUAUAAGCAAAGCACUAGUUUUUUGAAGGACAUCAACAUUUAACCACACCUGCACCCUAGGAGAAAAGUGUGAUUGAUCAAUAUCAUGCCAAAUAUACAAAUUUCCUAGUGCCAGUGCUUUAUAUUAAAUGUUUAGGCUUAAUCACAGUGUUUAAGUUUAUGCUGAAAUGUGCAAUGUGAAAGGAGGUUAAUUUGUCUGUAUCCUCUAAAAUAAUCAGCAAAAAGUCAAUUAACAACUUACACUGCAGUGGGAUUUGUGAGUGUUAAAUAAUUCAAUCAAGGUUUACAAUUAUAAGAAAUAUUUACUUCUUUUAUAACAUUUUCUUUCCUUGGUGGACAGUAAGUAAAAUUUGUAGCUGCGAAUUUUAACACAAUUUAAAAGAAAUAAAAUGUAAUAUCUAAACAUCCAGGCAAAAAAAAAAACAGUAAUAUACAUCAUAUUUUUUUUCUUUGUUUCUGUCCAUGCUGAUGUUCCAGUAUUAUUGGCCCAAAUCUCGACUGUGGAAUAUCUGGUUAUAUGGUUGACUUUUUAUAUAAAUGAGUAUGGUGUACAUUUCUACUCAUCACCAGUGACUGUGUUGUUGAAAAUAAUGUUUACUAUUCUUCUGAAUUUCCUAUGUUUACUUGCUUUGCUACUAAUAGUACUAAACUGUGUCUUGAGCUUCUAAAUAAUGUUUUGCGCCAAAUUGUAACCUAAUCUUGGCAAAUUUUACUUUGUCAAACAGAAACUUCUUAUGGUUUAAUCCUGGAUUUGAAGCCUAAUAAUUAACAUGAUCAUUGUAAAUCACAAAUCCACUUUGUAUAGGAACAUGAUUGAGACCAACUGAAGUUUUUAAACUUUUAAACUACUUUUAAAAGUGGAUCUUCAGUGUUUUCAUGCUCUGUGUACUGUAUCUGCAGUAUAUGUGUAAUCACCACUAACAAGAAUUUGGACACAUUUCCCUGUACUUUGGUUGUUAUUACAACCAAAAACUACAUACAAUUCUUGGAUAAUUUUUUUUUUAAAGAAAUUUGAAACAUGUCAAAAAGAGUCAAUGGAAUGUCUAAAUUAUUAAUAAACUAACUCAGCAGGUUAAGGAUCUGGGUUACUGAUUAGAAGGUCAGUGGAUCAAGCCCCAGCUCCAUCAAGCUGCCACUGUUGGGUGCUCUCACCCCAUAUACAGUAGACUUCAAAAUUAUUAAGACAACAAAUGCCCUAUAUUAUUGUACUUCAUGUGCAUAAAACAGGUGAUUUCACUAAUUAGCUCUAGCCUGUCUGAGUUGUAUUACUUAGAAUCAGCUGGUUUUAAUUCAUGGAUGGAACAAAAUAUGUGGCAGGACUUUUACUUUCUGAAACUAAGGGGCGCAAAAAUGGCUUAAACUAGGGAAUUCAUGAGUGAAUUGCAAACUUCUGCUGCAAAUUUCUGUACAUGAUCUUCAGGAUGCAAUCAAGCAGGCAUGGAUCGAGCAAGUGAUACCAGAGAACUGGAGACGUCUUUUUGACUCUAUGCCCAGCUGGAUCCUGCAGGUUUUUUAAGGAUAAAGGACUUCAUAAUAAAUACUGCUUGCUGUAUACCAAUUUCACUGCAAAAAAUAUUCUCAUUAUUUUGAUUAACAUUAUUUUCUUUAAAAAAGUGGAAAUUUCAUUAAAAUAUCGUAUUUCACUUUUGCCGCAAUACCUUUGGCCACCACUUUAAAUGCAUUAAUCAGUAAGGGUUAGGUCACCAUGUUUUUUAUGUGCUAAGUAACACCCAAAUUAUUGUUUGUGGUAAUCACAUAUACAUGACAAAUUUAGUGGAAUUGGUUCAGUGGAAAGAGAUUAGGUUGAUAAAUGCUGGUACUAUUUUAUAAGUGUCUUUGAUAUCUGUGUAACUAUAUGUAACUACGCAGGCAGCUAUAUAAACUGAUAAGAAUCUCUGCACUGUAACAGUUUAGAUUUAAGUACUGUACAUAAAUGCACAUAACUUCAGUUUUGGUCCGAAUAGAAUAUUCUUUCUAUCACUGAAAGUUUAACAGGAGUGAUGUAUGAGUUGCUAGUUUUACUACAUAUAUUUAAUGACUAUCCAGGAACUGUUUGAUUGAAAAUGUGACUGUAUCUAAGCAUAAAGCUACAGUAUGUUGUUACUGCAGAUUACAGAUUGGUAUCAAUCCCUUUGAUUUGCUGGAUUGGCAUGUGACAAGACAAAUAUAUAAUAUAAAUGAUAUCAAUGUCAAACAUUAACUGUUGUGAAAAUGCAUAUUUGCAUACAAUUUUCUUUUCUGCAGUUCAUCAGUAAUGGUGCAUACUUUCACAGUAAUUACAUAAUAGUUGCCUGUAUUAUUAUUAGACACAGUUACUAUAGGCACUUAAUAUAACAAGGGAGCAAAUAUGCUGGAGUAUUUCAUUGUAUAAAACACUUUGUAUUUUUUAUUUUGUAUUUAAUUUUUUUUUUUUUAUGAAGGUCAAAUUCCUUUAUGUUAGUAAGUUUCCGAUCAUAAACUAAGCCUGGUCUUUGACUAAAUUUUAGACAUAGAUUAGGAUUACUCUAUAUCUGAAACACUAGGUGUUCUGUACAUGGGUGGAAAAUGUUUAUAAUAAAAUAUACAAAAACCCUGGUAUGUAAAUAAU